Molecule: messenger RNA, 243 nt
Organism: Fukomys damarensis (Damara mole-rat)
Lineage: Eukaryota; Metazoa; Chordata; Mammalia; Rodentia; Bathyergidae
Gene: Wfdc13
Product: WAP four-disulfide core domain 13
Exons: 2
Coding region: 1-243 (80 amino acids)
Source: RefSeq, a predicted model, not a curated record
AUGGCAACCGCGCUGUCUCUCCAGUUCCUGCUGGUGUUCAGCCUAGCACUGCAGCUUGUGCCUGGAAGUCCCAGGCAGCGUCUUCUGAACUACAUCUUGGAACCACCGCCCUGCAGAUCGGAACCCGAGAACUGCUACCAGUUCUGUACAUUGCAGGAAGACUGUUCACAAGGACUCCAGUGCUGCUCUGCCUUCUGCGGGAUAGUCUGUUCACUAAACCGCCCUCCAAAUCGCAGAGAGUAA